AUGACCAGCGAGAUUACUGAAGACAAUAUACGAGAAUUUCAACAAAAUGGUGCCAUAUGUCUACGUGGAGUGUUUGAUGAUCAAUGGAUUGAACUGGUUAAACGUGGAAUCGAAAAAAACCUUGCUGAUCCAAGUCCGGAAUAUUCGGAAAAUCUGAAAGGGGAUAAGGGUCCGGGAAGUUACUUUAACGAUUACUGUAACUGGGAGAGAUUCGAUGAAUUUAAACAGUUUGUGUUUGAAUCGCCGGCUGCUGGAAUUGUCGGGAAGUUGAUGAAUGCUAAGGAAGUUGUAUUUUAUCAUGAUCAUGUGUUGACAAAGGAACCAGGCACGUUUAAAAUUACUCCCUGGCACCACGACCAGUCGUAUUACCCAAUCGAUGGAUGGAAGGCGUGUUCCAUUUGGAUGCCAGUUGACCCCGUUUCCAUGGACACUAGUAUUCAGUACGUGAGCGGAUCUCAUCGAUGGGGGAAAUGGUUCCAUCCAAGAAAAUUUGCAACUUUACUGAAUUACGAUAAAAUAAGUGACUAUUUGGAAGGACGGAAAUAUGAACAAAUGCCAGAUAUUGACAAUGAAAUAGACAAAUAUGAAAUAUUAAAAUGGGAAAUGAAGCCCGGUGACUGUGUUGUCUUUCAUAUGCUAGCAGUACAUGGUGCCCCGGCGAAUACUUCCCUGAACACGCCUAGAAGAGUUCUAGCAACGAGGUGGCUGGGGGAAGAUGCUGUCAUGGCAACAAGACCAUGGAAACCAUCUCCGCCAAUCACUGGAGGGUUAAAGCCUGGCGAUAGAGUGCUAUGUGACAAGUUCCCAUUGGUCUGGAGCGCUAUCUGA
This is a messenger RNA of Saccoglossus kowalevskii, 828 nucleotides long. RefSeq lists its product as uncharacterized. The record is from RefSeq and is a predicted model, not a curated record. NCBI's taxonomy places the organism in Eukaryota, Metazoa, Hemichordata, Enteropneusta, Harrimaniidae.